This is a messenger RNA of Theobroma cacao (cacao), 2175 nucleotides long. RefSeq names its product flavonoid 3'-monooxygenase CYP75B137-like. NCBI's taxonomy places the organism in Eukaryota, Viridiplantae, Streptophyta, Magnoliopsida, Malvales, Malvaceae. Gene Ontology annotation, molecular function: heme binding; oxidoreductase activity, acting on paired donors, with incorporation or reduction of molecular oxygen; iron ion binding. The record is from RefSeq and is a predicted model, not a curated record.
GGACCUAAAAGUUUGCUUCUUGCGCUUUAUAUCUUCCAAAUAAACACAUUCUGGAAGUGCGACUCAACUGUUUGAGAAAACAAAAAAAGUGCGACUAAGUAAAUAAUCAUGCCAAAUCUCGCCAGUAAGGUUGCUGUUCUAGCCUGCGGGGGCUUGUCAUGGUGCAGCAAUGAUAACGCUGAGCAUACCAUCAUCAGAGAGGCAGCAACUCUUUUGGCAGCCGCACUAGCCAUUGCCUGCUAUGCAUGGUGGGUUCAGAAAUUCACCAAGAGCGUGCCGCCCUUGCCACCAGGUCCUCCAGGCUUGCCUAUACUAGGAAACCUUCCUCUCCUCCAACCUGAUUUGCAUCGAUACAUUUCCAAACUGUCUCAAAUCCAUGGCCCUAUUAUCAAACUUCAGCUCGGAAGCAAGAUCUGCAUAGUUGUAAGUUCAGCUUCAGUUGCCAAAGAGGUCCUCAAGGACCACGAUGCUAUCUUUGCUAACCGUGACCCUCCUACGGUAGCUAUAAUCGGCACGUAUGGUGGAUGUGACAUGGCAUGGAGAUCUAAUGGCCCCGAAUGGCGUAAGCUGCGAAGGCUUGUUGUUCGUGAAAUUAUGAGCAAUACAAGCCUUGAUAAUUGCUAUGCGCUGCGUCGACGAGAGGUUCGAGAAAUGGUGAAAGAUAUUUACGGGAAGGUUGGCUCACCAGUUAACAUUGGUGAUCAAAUGUUCCUUACCAAUCUAAAUGUGAUAGUAAGCAUGCUGUGGGGUGGUUCACUGAAUGGAGAGGAAAGAAGCAGGCUUGGGAUUGAGUUCAGGCAAGUUGUGGUAGAGUUUGUUGAAUUGUUAGGAGCUCCUAACAUUUCUGAUCUCUUUCCUUUUCUUACCCGCUUCGAUUUACAAGGAUAUCAAUCUAGAAUGAAGAAGGCUUUGAAGUGGAUGGAUGAGAUUUUGGAAUCAGUGAUAGCACACAGAAGAAAGGUUGAUCAACCCGAUAUCGGAGAGGGCAAGAACAAGGAACAAAGCAAGGAUUUUCUGCAACUGUUGUUGGAGUUGAACCAACAAGGGGAUUAUAAAUCCUCAUUAUCCAUGAAUGAAGUUAAGGCUCUGCUGUUGGAUAUGAUUGUCGCCGGUACGGAUACAACAUCCACUACUGUAGAGUGGGCGAUGACAGAGUUACUGCGGCAUCCAGAUAAACUGAGAAGUGCCGUUGAGGAAUUGGACAGAGUGGUUGGAGCCGGAAACAUUGUAGAAGAGUCUCAUCUUCCUCAACUUGUCUAUUUAGAUGCAGCAAUAAAGGAGACCUUUCGAUUUCAUCCGCCUAUUCCCUUGCUAGUACCUCGUAGUCCUAGCACGACUUGCACUGUGGCUGGAUAUACCAUCCCCAAAGAUUCCAGAGUUUUAUUUAAUGCGUGGGCGAUACAGAGGGACCCUGAGUUUUGGGAAUAUCCUCUUCGAUUUGAACCUGAGAGAUUCUUGAAAGACGCAGAGAAAGGCAACUAUCAAGGGAACAAUUUCCACUUUAUUCCGUUUGGAUCGGGGAGGAGAAUUUGUGCUGGAAUUCCUUUGGCAGAUAAAAUGGUCACCAACGUCUUAGCUACGCUGUUGCAUUCUUUUGAAUGGAAAACACCGGAUGGAACAAAGCCUGAUAUACAUGAGAAAUUCGGGUUUGCUUUGAAGAAAACAGAACCACUUGUUGCCAUACCCGCCGCACGACUAUCUAGUUCAGAGCAGUACCAAUGAUGAUUUGUAUCUCAUACUAGUAUUUUCCUUUCCCAUAAAACGUGUAAACGCUACUUCUGAAAUGGCAAAAAGGUACUACCUUGAUCGUAGCGUCCUCCUGAUUAGACACCCCCGGUACCCACUACAGGAUUGCACAAUCCAGAGCAAUACCACAUGAAUGGUUCUCUUUUGAAAUCAAUUCGACAUUCUCCCCCUACACCCAACUCUGUCCCAACUAUAACCAUGCACAACCAGAGGUUCUGCAGAGUCAAAACAAAACUAAAAAUGUGUGCAGCCAAGAAAUGGCAGAGGAUAACACAAGGCAGAGAAUUCACUUUUAGUUUAACUCGUUACCACACAAUGGUCCUUUACCAGUCUUUCGGAAUAAAAUAUAAAGAAGCUCAUUUCAUGAUAUUUAAUGUCAAAUAAUGCAUUAAAUAAAAACAUCCCAACAUAAUCUUUAGGCAACAAAAA